AAGCAAGCUAAAGCUUAAGCUUAAUUACACACGUGAGCUUGACUUGCAUUUGAAGCUAAAAAAAGAAUCGGAUCAAUGGAUUGAACAACACUUCACACUUCACUUCGGUCAUCAAAAUUGAAAUGGGCAAUUCAGCCGGGGUAUGGGCAGUACUUGCAUCUUUUGCAAGACCGGGUCUAGUGGUUCCUCAUUUGAUCGUGAAUGAUAUUGGGGACGUAGAUUGGAACAAGUUACACAAAGAAGGUAAAGUGGAUCAUAUCAUAAUCGAUAAAGAUAAUUGUAUCACUUUACCUCUUCGUGAUCAAAUUGCUCCUGGCUUGGAAACGGCAUGGAGUUCACUCACAAAUGCAGAUUUUAAAUCAAUUCUCAUCGUUUCCAAUUCGGCCGGUAGUAGCGAUGAUCCUUUGGCAAUCGGUGCUGAACAGCUGGCACGAAAACUAGGACAAAGAGUUCUUGCUCAUCCUCACAAAAAGCCGGCAAUGGGAUGUGCAAAGCAAGUGGUAGAUGUAUUGAGCUCAGAGGGAGAAGACGUGGGAAACAUAGCAGUAGUAGGAGAUCGGAUAACAACGGACAUCGUUUUGGCAAAUCGAAUCAAUAAAGUAUUGAAGAGGAGAAAGAUAAAUUCUCAGUCUAUCGGAGUGCUAACAACGGGUGUUUUAGAACCUGAAAGGCUGGCAACACGAACGAUGCGAGGGAUGGAAAUGUGGAUUCUAGAUCGAUUGAUGAGAAUUGGAAUAGUACCUGGAGCAACCUGGUUUACAAAAAAGUCACCAGAAUCGCUCGAGAGAUGGUCAAACGUGAUCAGAAUACAAGAUGAUGCACCAGCUGUAGCUGAAUUAAAUGCCGAACAAGAAGCAGCAGAACAAAGACCGAUGAAUCCUGAAAUACCGCCGAUGUCCUUGGUAGAUCGCGUAAGAAAUCUACCAAAUGCUGCUACAGUAGGCAUAAUGACAAUGUCAGGGAAAGCAAUCAACUUCUUGGGUCAAGGUUGGCAUUUGAUUAAUGAUGGAAUACGAAUUGGUACAAAAGGACAGAUUGGUGGUACAUUAUCGGAUGUCACUUUGCCACGGAAUCGACAUAUAGCUUUGGAGAAGCUCUCUAAACGACCGUAUCCAUCCUCUCCUGAACAUAACCCUUUCACUUCGCCUCGGAUACCAUCGCUGAAGGAAAAGAUUGAUGAAAUACGCACGGAUCGGAUUGGCAAACGACAAUACUCUACACGUGCAAAGCCCCCUCCUUCACCUGUGCAGCCUGGCAAGCCUCGACCUCGAUUGCAUACAGCGGCCUAUUUUGCCGCAUUGAUUUUGCUGCCUACAUGCUGGUUCGGAGGGAUGGCAUUACACGAAUAUUUGGAUAUGAAGAGAGAGAUGCGAGAAGCAGGUUCUGGUGAUUUGAAAGAUGGUGUCUUGCCAAGAGCACCACCAAUCGCAGGAGGAAUACCGAAUGCGCAAUCUGUUCCUUCUCUGGUAAAUGCUAAACCGGUGCCGAGUUUAAACGAACAAAACAAAACCUCUUCUGCACAACAUGAAACGUUGCUUUUGCGCACUGAACGCUUGCAUCUCUCUCGUCAAUUGGAUGACAUCGAUGAGAAGUUGACGAGAAUCAGAGAGAGAAGACGACCAAGUCAAAAUACACCGGACGUACGAGCAGCUGGAUCUGGCUAGAAGAUGAGUUUCAGUGUUACAUACCCUCCUUCCCCCUCUCACACGCACAUGUACAUUAAACAAAUGAUCAACGGAAAUUAAAUGUAUAGUCUAUCG
This is a messenger RNA of Meira miltonrushii, 1760 nucleotides long. RefSeq lists its product as uncharacterized. The coding region runs from base 123 to 1664 and encodes 513 amino acids. Gene Ontology annotation, molecular function: phosphatidylglycerophosphatase activity. The transcript has a single exon. NCBI's taxonomy places the organism in Eukaryota, Fungi, Basidiomycota, Exobasidiomycetes, Exobasidiales, Brachybasidiaceae. The record is from RefSeq and is a predicted model, not a curated record.